AUGGGCGCGUCAACCGGCAGUGCCUACCUGGUCGGACGCGCUUUCCCCCGCAACUCGCGCUUCAUCGCCCUUGGGUGCCUCAUCCUUGCUGCCUUUGGCCUCCUCUUACUCGCACACCAACGCCCAGAGCACCUCACCACAGUGCGCCAGUACAUCGCCGGCGGAUGCCCCGACCACUCGUACUACGAUGCAGACGAACUGACCUUUGGUACCGCCACCGCCGCCGCCGCCAGCAGCCCAGCGGCCAGACAGUGCUCCGCCGAUUCCGAAAUCGACCGUAUGGACGAGCUUUGGGGAUCGCUUGGUCUCGACAUGAGCGUCGCCCAUGCUGGUAGCGCCCUGCGCGUCCGUCGCGUGAUUCAAAAGAUCCAGCGCGGCGAGAAGGUGGUCAUCGGUGCGGUUGGUGGCUCCAUCACAUACGGACGCAACCUCAAGCCAGAGAACGACCCUUGGCCCUGGUCACGUCUGCUGGAGAAGAACUUGAAGGAGUUCUUCCCAGACGCCGAUAUUACAGUUCAGAACGGCGGAGUUCCUGCCACAGGAACUGAUUACUUUGCCUACUGCUACCACCUCCAUGUGGACCACGAUGCCGACCUGAUCAUCAUCGAGGAAGCGGUGAACGAUCUCUCCAUUAAUGGCAACGCAGUCCAAGCCGAGACCGACCUGCGGGCCAGGCAACAGCGUGAGAACGCCGUCACCUACAACAGCGAGGUGCUUGUUCGCAACAUCCUUAGGCAGCGCGAGGACAAUGCGGUCAUGAUGCUCUCGCUGUGGAUCAAGACCCAGGACUACAUCAACGGCGCCGACAGCCACGCCAUCGUCGCCGAGUACUAUGACAUUCCCCGCAUUUCGCACCGCCCGUACCUCUACCGCUACCUCAUGCAGAACCCAGACCAGGUUACUACGCACUACCUCCUUCCCGAUUUUGGUCACCAGACUCAGCUCAACCACCAAUACAUGGCCGAUUCCUUGUACCGCUUCAUCCUCCAGCAGGUGUGCUACCUUGAAAAGCAUGGAGCCGCACUGCCCGAGGAUGCUCUGAAGGGAUCCAUGAUGGAGCGGGUCAUUGACCCAUGGCCCGUGCCACCCCGUGGCAUUUUCCAGCGCAUCGACUCUGAUCUCAAGCCCGAAGUCGAGCCAUUCUGCCUGUCGGCCAACGCCAAGCGCGAAGGAAAGCCCCUUCUUUGGCCUUCGAGCGUAGACGGCUUUACCAACGUGACCAUCCACGACAAAAGCUACUGGCAGUCCGACAAGCCCGGAUCAACGGUCACCUUCAGCGACCUGGAGUCGCACGCCGGCGGCCUGUCCAUCUACUACAAGCGCUCCAACAAGGACAUGGGAGACAUGCUCUGCUGGGUCGACGACAACAAGGACAAGGCCGUGACGCUCAUUGGUUUCUGGCAAUACGUCACAGUCGGCUACUCUAUGCCUGUCCGCACCGACCUCAACCAGGGCAAGCACAGCCUCACGUGUGAGGUUCUCGAGACCACGCACGACCCCGCGGGUGGUACCUUGGUGCAGAUCAUCGCCAUUAUGGGCACUUAG
Molecule: messenger RNA, 1545 nt
Organism: Apiotrichum porosum
Lineage: Eukaryota; Fungi; Basidiomycota; Tremellomycetes; Trichosporonales; Trichosporonaceae
Exons: 7
Coding region: 1-1545 (514 amino acids)
Source: RefSeq, a predicted model, not a curated record